UCAUAUCUUCAACCAACAAGGCCGGACCGCUGGGUUCAAAUCUGUUGCGGAGGAGGAUUCCUGAUGGUAUCCGAACCAACAGAGGAUUGUCUAAUCCGGCUCGUCCUAGUCCCCGUUUCUGUCUUGGUAAGUUACCCGAGAGCAGCUGCAAGGCCGGCCGCCUGUCUCAAUAAGUAGCCUAUUGACUACAAGUCCGGCCGCCGGUCUCAACAACUACUCCAGACAGCAGCUGCAACCUGCAAGGCAGGCCGCCAUGGAGUCAACCUGCAACACCAUCAUGAGAGAUGAAGAUAGCACCAGUGCAAGCGAAAACGAUGACAGAAUCAGCGCGCUGCCCGACCAUCUUCUACUCAAAAUCCUCGAAUAAUGCCUUUACAUGCCCACGGCAGUUCAGACCGGCGUGCUCUCCACACGAUGGAGGCACCUCCCGCAUCAGCUCUCUAAUCUGCAAAUUAAUGCCGAAGACUUUCCAGGCACGGUGGACCAGAUAAUGACUGCGUACACUGAUGCGACAAGGAGAUUUCUAUCUCCUCCGCCUUGUGGAUGCAAUCGGGUCAUCAAGAUCCUGCAGCUCUGCUUCUACCUAGCAGACCCUUACUUGUCCUCCAUCGGUCAUGCCGUCGGGGAUGCUGUGAAGAUCGACGUACCAGAAUACCUCGAGUUUGCGGCGACCGGCCAUGUUGCAUGUCCAAGUGAGGCUGAACUAGUACUGUUCAGACAGUGCUUUAUGUCCUUCUUCCAUGCUUGCCCCGGUCCCUUCAGUUUGCUCACCAAACUGACGCUGCGGAGCCUUUCUUUUGAAGACUCAGAUAUCCCCAAUAUCCUCAACACUUGCAAUAAACUUAAGCUCCUUUCCUUGAGAUCCUGUCAAAUGGGCCAGGACCCUGUCCUCAAGAUAGAUGCUCCAUGCUCGGAGCUCAUAGGACUUGAACGUAUCGACUUUGAGUGUGAACAAGUUGAACUAAUCUCUGCCCCUCAACUCCUGGAAUUGGUCUAUGAUAGUUGGUGCGGUGAAAACCCCCCAGUGUCUUUUGGCUAUGUCCCCCAGCUUGUUAAAUUAUAUUUCGCUUCUCCUGCCCUAUCUUGGCAGACGCCAUUCACAUUGAGCGAGUGCCUAUCUGGUAACAAAAACCUGUCAAUGCUGCAUCUAAAUUUCCGCACUCAAAUGAUUUGGAUUGAACCUGAAGAUCCUCGACAGCUCACUCCUAUAUUCAGUAAACUGAGAGAUGCACAUCUUUACAAUAUCUUUGCAGAGUGCGAUCUGAAUUGGACUAUGUUUAUCCUCGAAGGUGCACCUUCCUUGGAGAACUUUUAUGUAAGUCCGUUAUUUCAGUUCUUCCAGUUAACCCACAUCUUGGCCUGGAUAUAAUUUGUUUGUACGAUAUGUUUCCAUCAGCAAAAAAAAAAAAUCGACAUGUCUGUUUAAGUGUGUGAUAUCCAAAUUUAAAAUACCCAAUAAGAGUAAUGAUGUACGAAUAGGAGAUCUCAUGAAUAUUACAGUAAUGAUGUACAAUCUUGUUUGGAUGCUGCAUAGCGUUUUUUCACAGAUAAUUCCAUGCACGACGCAUAUUUUUUCCUGUGAGGUAUAAUCUCAUGUUGGAUUUCUCCAAGUCCCUAGGGAAUCCUCAAAAAUCAUUCG
Messenger RNA from Triticum aestivum (bread wheat), 1639 nucleotides. RefSeq lists its product as uncharacterized. Lineage: Eukaryota; Viridiplantae; Streptophyta; Magnoliopsida; Poales; Poaceae. The record is from RefSeq and is a predicted model, not a curated record. The transcript has 3 exons. The coding region runs from base 377 to 1369 and encodes 330 amino acids.